AUGAACCCCGUUAGUCGUUAUCUCAGUGCGGGCUGAGUUAAACUAUCACUACCUGCAUGCUGUAAGGGUGUAUGACAUAAGUGUUCAACCAGAGGGGUAUAUACAGGACAGGGUCUGGGGCUGCACUUUAGAGGAGCCAGCAGACCCAUACUUACUCAUACCCGGACGGACUGACGGACUGACCUCUCACCAUGAGGGUCGUCAAUAUCGUACGUAUGACUGCAGAAAAGGAGAAAAUAUAUAUUUAGCUAUUAAAAUGUAACACUUGUAGUGAAUUUGAGGUUUAAAAGGGCUUCUGAAGUUUGUAAUUUACACUUAGACAUUUCAGACUGGAUUUUCACUUACGAAAAAUGCAUCAACGCCUACAAUAUUUAUAUAAUAUAAUUAAUAUAACCCACAAAAUAAUCCAAUAAUUAUUCAUAAUUAAUCAUUCACAUUGCCUGUUUCUGCAGGAUUGAUGUAGCAAAUUAAGAUCCUACAUCUGUAUGUGUCUGUCUAUCAUAAGUUUAACUUGGUGUUAUCAAGCAUCUGAUAACAAUCAAAUAAUAUUUUGUGUGAUCUACUGCUACAGGUUAAAACUUUGUAGAUGUCUAAUAUUUCUAUUUGAAACGUAUGGUGUUUUCUAUCACAUUGACCAUGUUAAGAUGUGUACUUUCCUUUCUUUGUCUGUCCCUCUGUCGAUCUGUUCCAGGGUCCAGACCCGUCUCUGGCAUAUCGUCCCACCUUAGACCUGGAGCAAGAAGACAAGGACAAGACAGAAUACAGGAAUUUUGAGGUCAGCAAAGCAGCAUCAUUUUUAUCAUGCUUGCAAGAUAAUGUUACUGUUUAAGGCUGGUUAUCGCAAUACAUAUGUAAUGUGUGUGUGUGUGUGUGCGUAACAGAGCGGGAGUCUGAUUGAUCGUGUGUAUAACACAUACAAGCUGAUGCACACCAACCAGACCCUGGACUUUGUCAAGCAGAAGGUGAGUCUGUCAAGAGAGGUUCAGCGCAAACGCAAAAAACUCAGUGUGUGUGUGUCAGGAGAGCAGGCUAAAAACACCCAGUAAUCUUUAACAGGGAGUAGUGUAACUGUGAUUGUUAACAUGUAAGAUAUUGUCUAAUGUUGCAGAUAACAUGAACACACCACUCAUUAACCUUCCCCACUCCUCCUCUCCUCUGCAGCACUCGGAGUGGUCAGGUUGUGGGCAUGCCCAGAUGGAGGUGAUGGAAGCUGUCAUGUCUCUGGACCAGCUGGUUGAUGAGUCCGACCCUGACGUCGACUUCCCCAACUCAUAUCACGCCUUCCAGACCGCUGAGGGCAUCCGCAGGGAACACCCCCACAAAGGCAAACUCACACACAUACACACACGCAAGUAUACAUGCACACAUGGCUCACAACUCCCAUCCUUAUCUCUCCUCCCUCUCCAGACUGGUUCCAGUUGGUGGGGCUGAUCCAUGACAUUGGGAAGAUCAUGGCUCUGUCAGGGGAACCCCAGGUGACUGCCUCUCAAUGUUACCCUAACUGAUACAGCUUGUGAUGCUAGGCUAUGCUAACAGCAGUGGUAAAAUGGCUUGUUAAGCUAGACAAUGCUAGGCUAACUGCACUGUGUCCCUGUCCUGCAGUGGGCUGUAGUGGGGGACACAUUCCCAGUGGGGUGCAGGUUCCAGAAUGGCAUUGUGUUUCGAGGCAGCACCUUCGUGGACAACCCCGAUGACAAAAACCCUGCCUACAAGUACUGCUACACUUCUCUUUAUACCACUCUAAUCAAAAAGGUCUUAUCAAACCCCAUCAUUCACUGCACAACAUACCGGCUACAAGCCAGCCUGGAGAAGUGUUUACAUAAUACCAUUUAUAUCCGCUUAUAUCCAAAAAGUGAAUGUGCCAUCUUAGAUAAUUAAUUUACAUUAUAACCUCUUCUUCGUUUCAUCAUCUCUCUUCCUUCUCCUCCCCCGCUCUAGUUCUGAGUGUGGGAUCUAUAAGCCAAACUGUGGGCUGGACAACGUGCUCAUGUCCUGGGGCCAUGAUGGUGAGUAACAUACACACACAGUCACCACUGUAAGGCACAUGAGCCUACACAGGAACACUACAGAUCUGCUGUCUGUGUUGUUUGUUCCAGAAUAUCUCUACAGGGUCAUGAAGUUCAACAACUGCACCAUGCCAGAAGAGGUGAGUAUGGUGGUCUAUGGUUCUACAUUAGCAAAGAGAAUACAGGUUUAUAAAAACUCUGUGUUUCUAGUUUAACACUGCUGCUUAGUGUUAACUCACCUAAAAGUCUUCACUCCUCCGCUCUCCCUCUCUAGGGUAUGUAUAUGAUCCGGUUCCAUUCCUUCUACCCCUGGCACUCCCAUGGAGACUACAUGCACCUCUGUGAUGACAAGGACCUGCGCAUGAUGCCCUGGGUUCGAGAGUUCAAGUACGUCUCACACACAGACAUAUAUUUUCUCUGCCCUAUCUGCAGUCAGUUUGACCUCUAACCUUUGACCCCUACAGUAAGUUUGACCUCUACACCAAGACCACUGAGAUGCCUGACGUAGAGAAGCUGAAGCCAUACUACCAGUCUCUCAUCGACAAGUACUGUCCUGGGGUUCUGAAGUGGUGA
This is a messenger RNA of Coregonus sp. 'balchen', 2579 nucleotides long. Lineage: Eukaryota; Metazoa; Chordata; Actinopteri; Salmoniformes; Salmonidae. The record is from the annotation of a GenBank genome assembly.